AUGCAGAACCAUCUUAACCGACGCGGCGAGGCUCGUGUUCAGGUGAUUUUUAUCUCGAGAAUUCGGCCUCUGGUGCCAAUCGUGCAGACAACUGGUGAUGUGCUCGAGUGGACUUGGCCAAGUUACUUUGGUAGUAACGAACUCCGAGUCAGCCUUCAUCACGGUUCGGGAAUCCUUCAGCUUAUAUGUGAAAUAUGCUUAACUAACCACUUGGUCAAGCUGGUUAGCCUAAGGUUGAGUUUUCCUACCAUCAAUUCAGUACACCCCACGAUGAUAUGGAAGCUUUGCCUCGAAAACUUAUUCCGGCUAAACUGGAUUGCUUUUUCCGCCUCACCGUCUCCUUGGAAGGCCGAAAGUGAUUCAAAACCAGUUCUUGGGUAUCGUAGCGGGGUUGCAACUCUGUAG
This is a messenger RNA of Protopolystoma xenopodis, 405 nucleotides long. The record is from the annotation of a GenBank genome assembly. NCBI's taxonomy places the organism in Eukaryota, Metazoa, Platyhelminthes, Monogenea, Polystomatidea, Polystomatidae.